AAUAAAACGUGAGCUAAUCUAAUCUCUCAAGUCGCGUAUUCCCCCUUAAGUUACUUCCUGAUCAUGAUAGCCAUGGCCAACGCUGUAUAUCCAUCAACGCCUUACUACUGCAUCACACAAGCUCGCUGUAGACUCUGCCAAUUCUUACUGGAAGAUGGAGAGCCAAUUGUUGCAGACGUUGGCGACGAGGGAGUUUCCUGCGAGUUUUCGUUCCGCCGACGCACAACCUUCUACGACGAUGAGCUCGAUAUCAAACUGCACAUGUGCCUCGCCGACGAAUGCAGGUCUCGUACCAAAGCCAUAGUAUGCUUCCACACCAGCUGCUAUGAAUUCCGCUUCUACGCGAUAACACCCGAAUUCCUCGCCGCUACACACUACGCUUUUCCUCCGCCUUUGACUGAGGAGCGCCGACGAACUCAGUAUAUCCGACAAGCUCUCACCUACAAACUGCAACAUGCAAAACUCUGGCCUCGAGAGCUUCCCACAGAACUAUGGGCCAUGGUCGCUGGUUUUCUCUUGCAAGAUUGCGCCACCCUCACAGCACAAGAGCAGGUGGAUGGGUGCAACAGUGACAGUGCUGCAGAUAUUACUUUGGAUCUAAAUCAACCUGUAUACGCGACUUAUGUAAAAAUCGACGGCCGAUCCUAUAUCAAAACCCUCCGAAACAAGGCUCGAAACAAAACCAAAGGGGAAAUCUCAAUCCGAUUGUCUACCCCUAUCGUACAAGACGGAGACACGGACAAAGACAUGUUUGUGGCAGAGGAUCAUCUCGGCAUUCGUCGAAUUUUCUUUGUCUCGCCUAAACACGUCGAACAAUGGUGUCGUGCUCCCCCAAGUGUGCCAGGCGCGUGGUGGAAACACAUGCCUCAGUAUAACAUACCCUCCACCAUGGUAUUCAAGACUGAUGGGUUCAAAAUUCGCGACAUCGAAUGUCUGCAAAAGGGGUCCCCCGUCUGGCAACUUCCAGUUUCCAUUACACCCUCGGUGAUUGACCUCUUAACGCUGGAGACACCGAAAGAAUGCCCCAAUGGCCUCCGAAUGCGCUUUUUCGAUUGCAAUGCGCCCGACAUUCUUGGAUACUUUGUGGCUACUGAUGGAGUCAGGACAUUCAGUGUCUUAUCCCAUAAGCAAGGCCAAGAAGUAGACACAAGUUUGUUCGAGGAAAUCGACGGCCCCAUCUGCUUUUGGAUGUACAUGCCCAUUAGCAAGGGCGAAUAUGUUACUGACAUCUGUAGGCGGGCAGGGCGCUUGAUACUUCAGAUUGAAACCAUCGGGCUAACGUUCACCACGAAUCGAGGACGCACCGCCGUAUUCGGACUCUACGGACAUGCGGGUGUUUACUCACGACGCGUUGCUGCCUUGCUUCGCAAGCCGUCCCGUGUCUACUACAAUCAGCCCGGUGCCUGUGGCACACUUAACGUAGACUUUAUUGCUCUAGAGGACAACGCAUGCGACGCCUGA
Messenger RNA from Fusarium redolens, 1461 nucleotides. RefSeq lists its product as uncharacterized. The record is from RefSeq and is a predicted model, not a curated record. Lineage: Eukaryota; Fungi; Ascomycota; Sordariomycetes; Hypocreales; Nectriaceae. Bases 64 to 1461 code for a protein of 465 amino acids. The transcript has 5 exons.